CGCUUGCUUGCAUGCGUGUACGAGUUGUGGGUGUUGGAGAGCAAGGGAGGAGGUAGAGGGAUGAAGAGGUGAGGGAGAGAUUGUCCAGGGAUCGAAGACAGCUGCGAGAUGUGUGGUUCAGGACCAUCUCCAGUUAGAAUCCAUCAGCCUACGUCACCCUGUGCUGUAACCUGGGUGAUAUAGACCAUCCACACUCUCUCUCUCACACACACACACAGGCACGCUUGUACCAUCUCAGCUCACCUCUCUCUCACGCACACACCCCAGUCUCUGAGACCCGGGCAUCUCUCUCUGACCAUGGACGUGUCAGCGCUGGGCAGUGGGAGCAGCUGUUCAGAGGAUUGUGUGCUAGGGUCUGGCUGUCUGGAGGACUGUGGGAACCAGAGUGACCAGACUGACUGGGAAUGGGAGGACUUCAGUGGGGCUGAGCUGGUGUGUGUGACAGCCGUGUGUGUGCUGCUGCUGGCCCUGGGCAUCACGGGAAAUAUGUUAACCAUCCUGGUAGUUUGGCUCCGGCCACACCUGAGAAGCACCACCUACCUCUACCUGAGUAGUAUGGCCGUCUCCGACCUCCUCAUACUGCUUCUGAUGCCUUUAGAUCUGUACUACAAGCUGUGGAGGUUCCGGCCCUGGGAUCUGGGUGAUGCAGUGUGUAAGCUGAGUGUGUUCAUCAGUGAGAGUUGUACCUACUCCUCCAUCCUCCACAUCACCGCCCUUUCUCUGGAGCGCUACCUCGCUGUCUGUCGACCACUCACAGCCAAGACCCUGGUCACACGGACCCGCGUCCGCACUCUCAUUGGUUGCCUGUGGGUUGUGGCCGUGAUCAGCGCCGGGCCGGUGUUUGCUAUAGUAGGGGUAGAGGAGCUGGGGGGAGGGGAGGGGGAGAGCGAGUGUCGCUGUACGGACUACGCCGUCUCCUCAGGCCUGCUGGGGGCCAUGAUGUGGCUCUCCAACCUCUACUUCCUGGUGCCGCUGGGCAUUCUGGGAGUUGUGUAUGGUCUGAUCGGCAGGAAGCUUUGGCUCCGCCCACAACGCAGCAGCCGAGACCGCGCCCAGCGACACACCAUCAAGAUGCUCGGGAUGAUCGUGCUGGCGUUUGUUCUGUGUUGGCUGCCGUUCCACGUUGGUCGGACGUUGUUCUCUGUGACUCUGGGCUCCAGCGCUGAUAUGUACUACAUCUCUCAGUACUUUAACCUGGUCUCCUUUGUGUUGUUCUACCUCAGUGCUGCUGUCAACCCUAUCCUCUACAACACCAUGUCAGCACGCUACCGCCACGCUGUCCGCAGCCUGCUGCGCUCACACACACCCCGCUCCCACCACCCCCCACCCACGCCACAACACUCUACCACCACCCUGUAACUCACACACACCCCGCUCCCACCACCCCCCACUCACCUCAC
Messenger RNA from Oncorhynchus kisutch (coho salmon), 1400 nucleotides. Its product is annotated as growth hormone secretagogue receptor type 1-like. Gene Ontology annotation, molecular function: growth hormone secretagogue receptor activity. Gene Ontology annotation, biological process: hormone-mediated signaling pathway; G protein-coupled receptor signaling pathway. NCBI's taxonomy places the organism in Eukaryota, Metazoa, Chordata, Actinopteri, Salmoniformes, Salmonidae. The record is from RefSeq and is a predicted model, not a curated record. The transcript is spliced from 4 exons. Gene Ontology annotation, cellular component: plasma membrane. The coding region runs from base 298 to 1359 and encodes 353 amino acids.